GUAAAAUCAAAUUGGGAAUGAUGGAGCUUCUACUAUUGGUACAGCACUUGUUAAAUGCAAAUUGCUAACUAAUCUCUAAUUUUACAUUUAUGCAAAUUAAAUUAGAGAUAAUGGAGCAUAAAAUAUUGGAUUAGGUUUGAGUAAGUGCACUCAACUUACAAAUUUAGACUUUAGAAUACAGUAAAAUCAAAUAGGAGAUGAUGGAGCUUCUACUAUUGGUACAGCACUUGGUAACUGCAAAUUGCUAACUAAUCUUAUAUUUUACAUUGGUGCAAAUUAAAUUGGAGAUAAUGGAGCAUAAAAUAUUGGAUUAGGUUUGAGUAAGUGUACUUAACUUAGAAAUUUAGAAUUAGCAUUAGG
This is a messenger RNA of Tetrahymena thermophila SB210, 360 nucleotides long. Its product is annotated as translation initiation factor eIF-5A family protein. NCBI's taxonomy places the organism in Eukaryota, Ciliophora, Oligohymenophorea, Hymenostomatida, Tetrahymenidae. The transcript has 4 exons. Gene Ontology annotation, molecular function: protein binding. The record is from RefSeq and is a predicted model, not a curated record. The annotation marks the transcript as partial.